Molecule: messenger RNA, 932 nt
Organism: Drosophila willistoni
Lineage: Eukaryota; Metazoa; Arthropoda; Insecta; Diptera; Drosophilidae
Product: proteasome activator complex subunit 3-like
Exons: 2
Coding region: 155-850 (231 amino acids)
Biological process (GO): regulation of G1/S transition of mitotic cell cycle; regulation of proteasomal protein catabolic process; positive regulation of endopeptidase activity
Cellular component (GO): cytoplasm; nucleoplasm; proteasome activator complex
Molecular function (GO): endopeptidase activator activity
Source: RefSeq, a predicted model, not a curated record
AACGAGACAUUUUGAGUUUCUUCCCUGAAUCUUUUGGGCCAGUUUAAUCCAAAAAAUAAGUUGUAAAUUUCAUAUUAAGUGAAAAAGAAACCAAAACUUUUUCACUUCUGGAGUUUGGCGUUGUUUCUUAUAGCCGAAAGGUUUUUCUGAAAACAUGGCAACGGAUGGAAAAGACGGAUUGCAGGAAUAUAACAAGAGUUUGAUUAAAAAGGCCGAGACAGUGAUUACGAAGAGCUUUCCCGAGAAAAUUGUUCAGCUAAAUGAGUUGUUGGCCUCGCCAAUGUUUAAUCUGAGCAUUUUAAGCGAGAUGAGUCAUGACCUGAAUAUUUCCCUUCCGGAUCCCGUGUUGGGCAAUGAGGAUGAGGAAGAGGUUGAUGCAUCUUUAGAUAAUUUGGAUAACAAUGAUCAUAGGCCGACGAAUCGGGCAAUAUGGAAAAUGAUUACAGUUGUUAAGCCAAUUAUCCGUCAGCUAACGGAAGAUGCAAAUACAUUGAAAAUGUGGAUUGUCCUCAUGGUACCCAAAGUAGAGGAUGGAGAUAAUUUUGGUGUAUCCGUUCAGAUGAUAACACUGGCCGAAGUAGAAGAAACGGAAUCAAUGGCUAAGAAUUGGUUUAAUGGGAUUUGCCGGUACUUUCUAUUGCGUGCCGAGAUCAUUUCCUCAUUGGCCCAAUUUCCAUAUAUAGAAGACUAUCAACGCGCCCUGGAGGACCUGGAUGAAAAGGAGCUUUUUAGUAUGUGGAUGGUUGCAUGUGAAAUACGGGAUCGGUAUCUUUUACUUUAUGAUUUGUUUACGAAGAAUAUUAAGAAACUAAAAGAACCACGAUCCUCGAAUGGUGGAGGGAUCUAUUAGUUGGAUAGAUGGUUAUGCAUCGAUAUAUGUAUGUCUGAUGUGUUUCUAAAUUAAUAAAGUUCACUGUUUUCUAAUAAUUAAA